AUGCCUCCUGCUUAUGAUGAAGAGGAAGGGAUGGGACCUCUUGAGAAAGGUCGACAUCGUUACCAGAAGAAGAACUAUCAAGGCGCAUUAACUGCAUUCACAGAGGCUGUGAAAAUUAGUACUGAUUAUCUAUUGCUCACUGCUUUAGAUCAUCGCGCUGCUACGUAUGAGAAGUUGGAUUUAUUGCAACCAGCUCUUAAAGAUGCGAAAGAAAUGCUUGAACUGAAACCAGAACUAUCUAAAGGAUAUCUUCGAUGUGGGAAAGCUUUACAGCUUAAAGGGGAGCAUCAACUAGCCUUGAAAAUCUACGAGCGUGGUCUCAGAAAGGUCAAAAUUGAUACUGACAAAGAUCGUUUGACCCUGCAAUCAAUGUUCAAUAAAUUACAAAAGUCACUAGCGCCUAGUAAAACUCUAGAUCCGCUCUCGUACCUACCCUUUGAACUGGCAGAAAUGAUAGCUCAGCAGCUUAGCAUACGAGAACGAAUGAUUUGUUUGAGCGUGAGCAAGUCAUGGAAGCGAGUAUUGGAAUCUUCUCAUAAGCUAUGGACUACCUUCGACACUAGCAUUACUAGAAGAGGCCUCUCUCAAAAAUCUUUGAAGGCAUACCUUAGGAGAUCAAAUUACACUGUCGAUGAAGCUGUCCUUAGGUACGAUACUAUCGAUGCCGCAAAAUUGCAGUAUCUCACCAGGACAUGUAUAAAGUUGCAACGCCUUACAAUAUACAACAAAAAUAUUGCUGUGAUUGGAGAGACCUUAACUUCGGCACUUCCCUUUGCAAAGUCAUUGCAAUAUUUGAAUGUGCAGAUGUUUCGAAUCUCUUUUCAGUCCGUCCUCGAAUCAUUACGGCACGUUCAAGCAACAAUUGUUCAGGCAGAGUUUAUGGAAGUUCAUCAUACUUCCCGAGAUGCUGGUUGCAUUUGGCCAAGGUUAGAAAAUUUGCGCGACUUGAAAGUGUGCAAUGGAUCCCAUGGUAGUAGCAUGCUAUUGGGCAACCUAAUCGAAUCAAUUCCCAACAUUCAAACGUUAUCAUUGUCAAAUUUUGACUUACAAAAUCUCUCUCCAUUGGACUUGGGUGGGCCCCUUAAGAGUCUGGAAGUUAUUGAACUCAUAUCGUGUGGUUUGAGAACGGUUCCAUUGCUUCCUUCAACGCUCAAAACCCUUCAUCUUCAUGACAACCUGCGAUUGACAAACCAAAAAAGCGGUAAUGUUCUUUUUCCCUUAUUGGAAACUCUCACGUGCCAGGAUACUGGACUCAGCGAUGAAUGGAUUGUUUCUGUUCUCAAAAACGCCCACAAUCUUACGCAUCUAAACAUUGGAAGUCGCCUGGUCGGAGAUUACACUGUCGCACACCAAAAUUUUCCUGUAUGCGAAAAUGUCAUGGUAUUGUGUGUUAGCUAUUUACAGUAUGAAGAAAGAGACUUCAUCCGUAUGGUCGAAAAAUGUCCAAAUCUGGAAAAGCUAAUUAUCUGUGGUACAAAGAUCACAGGUGUUGCGGUGAAGCAUUUUGUUAACCAAGGGGUUAAAUUCCUCGACGUAAAGGAUUGCCAUAAAAUCAGUCCGGACGCUAUUGAAUAUGCUCGUGGGAAGGGUGUGGAAGUCAAAUUCAAUUUUACUGAACGCAUAACCACGCCAAACUAUAGAGACCGAAUGAUAGCCUUUUGA
Messenger RNA from Botrytis deweyae, 1662 nucleotides. RefSeq lists its product as uncharacterized. The transcript has 6 exons. Lineage: Eukaryota; Fungi; Ascomycota; Leotiomycetes; Helotiales; Sclerotiniaceae. The record is from RefSeq and is a predicted model, not a curated record. Bases 1 to 1662 code for a protein of 553 amino acids. Gene Ontology annotation, molecular function: Hsp90 protein binding.